GAGGGGAAGAAGGGGUCGGGGGCUGAGAGCGGACUGAGCCGGGAUGGGGUCGGAGGGUCGGCUGGGACUCGGGGUUGUGUUGGUGGGGCUGCUCCUGACUCCUGUGCUGCUACUGGGGACCCACCAAGGAGAACGGGUCACAGCCUUGUGGCUGCAGAAUGGAAGAGCUGAGAGAUCAGCAGAUCUACUGGAUAAGGGGACUCCAGACCGGGGAGAGAUACUGGUGUCAUCAGAAGGAAGGCAGUUCACCCUGAAAGUGGAGAGAAAUCAUCUCCUGUUUGCCCCCGGCUACACUGAGACACAUUACACUGAUGGGCACAUGGUGACGUUGUCCCCCAAUCACACGGAGCAUUGCUAUUACCAUGGGUAUGUGCGCGACUAUGAAGACUCCUCUGUCGCCCUCACCACUUGCUCAGGAAUCAGUGGCCUGAUUGUACUGAGUACUAAUGACAGUUACUACCUGAAACCGCUGGAGGUGCCAGUUAAAGAAACCCAUACGCUGGUCCGGACCGAGCACCUGCCAAUCAAAGGUGGGAGUUGUGGGCAUGAUGGACCCUCAGGAAGCACCGCCUCUUACUUAAAGGACUUUACAGCACCUCUUGCCUAUCACAGGGUAAGAAGAAACAUCUGGAGGUCUCAGAAAUACAUGGAACUGUUUAUUGUUGCAGAUUACAGCAUGUUUAUGAAACAGAAUCAGAAUCUAGUGAGCACCAAGCUGCGUGUACUUGAGAUUGCAAACUAUGUAGACAAGUUCUACAUGUCCAUGAACAUCAAGGUGGCUCUGAUAGGCCUAGAAGUCUGGACAGAGAGGGAUCAAUGUGAUGUGAAUGACGAUGCCAACGACAGCCUGAGAUCCUUCUUACAAUGGAAGCAAAAGUUGCGGUCUCGGAAGAAGCAUGAUAACGCGCAGCUAAUAACAGGGGUGACAUUUAAAGGAACGACCAUUGGGAUGGCACCACUGGAGGGCAUGUGCACUGCUGAGAACUCCGGUGGAGUCAGUAUGGAUCACUCCGAAAAUGCAAUUGGAGCUGCAGCAACAAUGGCUCAUGAGAUUGGACACAAUUUUGGAAUGAGCCACGACAACAAUGGCUGCUGCGUGGAAGCCACUCCAGAACAAGGAGGCUGUAUCAUGGCUGCUGCUACCGGGCAUCCAUUCCCUCGCAAGUUCAGCUCGUGCAGUCAGCAGCAGCUCAUGAGUUAUUUCCGGAACGGGGGUGGAAUGUGCCUAUUUAACCUGCCAAACACCAAGGACCUGGUGAUGGGGAAGAAGUGUGGAAAUGGGUUCCUGGAAGAAGGGGAGCAGUGUGAUUGUGGGGAGCCAGAGGAAUGCGCUAAUUCCUGCUGCAAUGCAAAUAACUGCACUUUAAAAGAUGGUGCCGAGUGUGCUCAUGGCGAGUGUUGCCAGGACUGUAAGCUGAAACCUGCAGGGUCCCAGUGCCGAGAAAUGGCUGGAUCCUGUGACCUUCCAGAAUUCUGCACGGGGGAUGCCCCUUUCUGUCCCCCCAAUGUGUAUAUACUGGAUGGAUCCUCAUGUGCUCACGGGGACGCAUAUUGUUACAAUGGCAUGUGCCUCACUCACCGGCAGCAGUGUAUCCAUCUUUGGGGUUCAGGAGCUGUGGUUGCCCCUGACAUCUGCUUCCAAGAUGUGAACAAAGCCGGAGAUCAGUAUGGAAACUGUGGAACCAAUGGAAGAGGGCAAUUUGUGAAGUGUACAUUCCGAGACGCUAAGUGUGGAAAAAUCCAGUGCCAAACGAGCUCAGAAAAGCCAAGAGACUCCAGCAUGGUCAAAGUGGAGAACACCAUCAUUAUUAAUGGGCACAAGAUGAAGUGUCAGGGGGUACAUGUCUACUCCAUGCAAGAAGAAGAAGGUGACCCGGGACUUGUGAUGACUGGAACCAAGUGUGGAGACGGCAUGGUGUGCAGAGAUCGUCGCUGUCAGAAUUCCUCCUUCUUUGAGCUCCACCAGUGUGUUUCUAAGUGCAAUGGACAUGGGGUCUGUAACAGCAACAGAAACUGUCAUUGUGAUUCAGGCUGGGCCCCUCCCUACUGUGACCAACCUGGAGCGGGCGGCAGUCAGGACAGUGGCCCAGCACCCAGUGGCAUACCUGUCGGUGUCACCAUUUUCUUGGCGUCCCUGUUCCUUGUUCUGCUGUUGGCCCUGGCGUUUCUGAUGUUCUACUGGCACCGAAAACCAGCUUCUCUUCUGAACAAGUGGCUAAUGAAGAGCAAAGCAAAAUGCAGCUUAUGCAAAGCCACCCAACCAAAGGCAAAGAGAGCGUAUUCAAGUACAGUAUUCUCCCUGCGCAACAUCUCCUAUCCAGUUCAAUCCACCAGCAAUCAAACUCGAGCACGGGACAGUUUCCAGGGAAAACCCACUGCGGCUCCAAACAGUUCUCAGCCCGUUAACGUUGUGCAACCUCUUCGUCCUGCUCCCGGCCCAGUGAUCCAACAUGGGCUACAGGGAAAGCCUUUUAGAUCUCCUCCUGCUCCAAUGAAACCAUCACCAAUUCUGGCAGCAAGAGAAGAUUCUGUUCAUGUCAAGCUACUACCUCCCAACAAACCUCUACCUUCUUGUCCCAUCAGGACUCAGCAGCUGAACCCGCCUUCCAAACCACUGCCGGUGACUCCUGCUCACAAAGAGCCACUGUUGGUUCUGACUCCUGCCACACACAAGCCUCCCAUCACCAACUCUGCUACCCAACUUAAAGGGCCACACAGGCCAAUACAAGGGGCCAAGGUCCAAGCUGCUGUUGUUGCCUUUCUCCAGAGAAAAUAACAGAGAAUCGAAUGAAAUCCAAAACCAGGGAUUCAUAUCCAAAUAUUUGCACUAGAAGGCAAAAGGUAUCAGACUUGGCUCACACAUCCAGAGGGAGUAAUGGGUCAUCUAUGGUCCUGGCCGUCUGUCUUGGACUGAGAAAAAGAACCUCUGUUCUUGGGUCAUCUCACAUGGUACUCACUGAAUCCCAAUGGCUGUGUGCUGGAGUGUAUGUUUAUUUAUGCUUGUAGCUGCCUAAGGCAUCAUUUUCUUCAUCUUCUUCUGGAACAUUUUUGUUGGGGUAUAUACAUUUAUCCAAUUAUUCAGCUUAUAGGAACUUCAAUUUGGGCAGUAAUUCUGCCAGUUUUGUCAUUCUCUGACCUUUAUUAGUAAAUACAAGAUCUUGGUGCCAUUGACUUUAGUUCAUGAUCUCUUCAAACGUUCCUUACAAUCAUCAGGUUCUAUAUGGAUUAAAAAUCAAACCUGUAUUAUGUAUCUUAAUAGCAUUAGAAUAACAUGUACCAUUGACGAAGAGGCACUUUAAAGCAAUUCCAGCUGAAUGAUUCCGGAUAUGCAAAAAUCAGCCAAAUUCCACAAUAUUGAACAAAUCUAUCCUGCUUAUUCAUGGACUCCAUGCUUCCGACUCUGACCCAGCUUGGCCUGACCUUCCUUUCUUGAAAGAGGCGGUGAAACCAACAGAAAAAAGUUACCACCAUAGCUUGUCAGGGUGGAGCACUCAAGAUGCCACCGUAUUUACUGGAGCCUUUUGCUGUAUGACUUCAGACAUUCUUUGAUGAAUGUUUAUCCAGUGCAAUAUGUUGUGUCCAUCCAUGAUGGUGCCUUAUUUACACGCAUGCACAUUGUAUUGUAUUAUACUGCAUUCAUUGUACUACUUACUCCUAUAAUCGUGGUAGCCCAAUGUAGUACAAUGUAAAUUACGUGAGAUGAUUAGACAUUUCACAAUAUGCAUUUGUUUCAUGAUGCCCCUGUAGUGGUUUUAGAGAAACAACAUUCCCAGCAAUUCCUUUGCGCUAGAAAAAAACUGAGCAGGUGGUUGGAUAACCUGUCAUUUUACACUGACCAAACACAUUCCUGUAAAUUUAUAUGAAAGUAUUAUUGAUAUCGGCCUCUUCACUUCCAAAGUUGUGGGCUCAUCAUGUAUGGCCCCUCGUACAGUAUUUAACUGUAUUGCUAAGCGCUCCAGUCAUAGAGGAUCUCUGCUGCCCCCUACUGUCUGAAUAGAUACUUUUCUAUUAAACCGUAUCAAAUAUUUUCCUUUACUGCUAAUUUAUAUAUCCAAAAUAUCCAGUCUUUGUGUUUCCAUAUUUAACAUUCAUCUUAACUCUAUGUUACCCCUAAUAUUGGGGUUGCAAAAAUAUGGUAUCAUGGUUGUUAGUUUGUGUGGGACGUUUCUUACUUUUUUUCUUCUUGCAGAUUUACAUGUUAGUAGGAGCUGCCAUAUAUCUUUCAUGACCUGGGGCAUUCUGUUAGGCUUCAGUAGAGCAGCACCUCACGCUGCUGAUAAACACUUUGCUUUGAUGUCUACAGAAGAUGUCCCACCCAAAGGAGACAAUAUGACCAUUAUCAUUAACAGGACAUUAGUCGCCUCUUCUUCAGGGCGCCAAUCUCCCCGAACUGCCUUCCCCUUUCCGAAGUCGCCCGGUUUCCUCGUGAGGCAACUUUGAAAAACGAAGAGUGCAAUCCCGCUGGCAAUUUUUCAUUGUAGCCAGCGGGAAGGUAGGGGAAGGCAGUUCGGGGAGAUUGUUGCCUCGAAGAAGUCGCCGGGGCGACCCUUACAAGUUACAUUAAGGGUCAGGGCACACGUUCAGAUUUGGGGAGAUUAGUUGCCUGGCAACAAAUCUCCUCUUCAUCAGGGCGACUAACCUCGGAUGACACUCGGAUCAAUUUGUUUUCCAAAGUCGCCCGAAGUUUCUUCGGGAGUCACUGGGCGACUAAUCUCCCCGAAUCUGAGCGUGUGCCCUGACCCUAAAUAUGUAGAGAGGAGAUGUUCCAGCAGGAGAGAUAUUUAGCUUAAUAUCCUUUAGCUGUUGAUGGGGUGCUGAGAGUUCUACAACAUCUUGGGGGGGGGCACAGUAUACCCAUGUCUGCUUUGCACUCAUAAAACUUGUUUAGUAUAUAUUUUUUUCAAUGAUUUAGCCUUUUAACAUGGAUUAAAGGAGAUAAGCCAUAUUUUCUUCAUAGGCGCUGAGUGCUGGUUUCAGGAAGCAAAUCUGUAAGCCCAAUGCCUACGACUCGCUCCCUUGUGAGAGUCACUGGGCUAGUGAGGGAGCCAAGAUAAUGCACAGAGUUUAGAUGAAACUGUCAUCCUUAGCCCUCUCUUCUGGCUCCUUCAUGCCCCCUACCCUCCAGCACACUGAGCCCAUAGCCUUACACUCCAACAGGGACCCUCAUUAAUGAAAUAUGUUUACAGGGCUCUCGCAGACCCCAAAAGUUGUACUUUCUGUUAGCACUCUAUUA
This is a messenger RNA of Xenopus laevis (African clawed frog), 5233 nucleotides long. It is a transcript of the gene adam13.S, whose product is annotated as ADAM metallopeptidase domain 33 S homeolog. Bases 44 to 2776 code for a protein of 910 amino acids. The record is from RefSeq and is a predicted model, not a curated record. The transcript has 23 exons. Lineage: Eukaryota; Metazoa; Chordata; Amphibia; Anura; Pipidae.